Indicator indicator is the source of this 3489-nucleotide messenger RNA. It is a transcript of the gene ABL2, whose product is annotated as ABL proto-oncogene 2, non-receptor tyrosine kinase. Gene Ontology annotation, biological process: regulation of apoptotic process; protein phosphorylation. Gene Ontology annotation, molecular function: protein binding; ATP binding; non-membrane spanning protein tyrosine kinase activity. The record is from RefSeq and is a predicted model, not a curated record. NCBI's taxonomy places the organism in Eukaryota, Metazoa, Chordata, Aves, Piciformes, Indicatoridae. The transcript has 11 exons. The coding region runs from base 1 to 3489 and encodes 1162 amino acids.
AUGGGGCAGCAGGUGGGCCGCGUCGGGGAGCCGGGCGUCGGGCUCCAGCACCAGCCGCCGCCGCCUCAGCAGCAACAGCAGCAGCCGCGGGGACUACGGGGGAGCAACGCAGCCAGGCCGGCGAGCCGCCGGCGCGAGGCGGCCGGGCGCACUGCCGAGGGAGGCUUCAAUAUCUUCACUCAGCACGAGGCCUUGCACCGCCCCUACGGUUGCGAUGUUGAACCCCAGGCACUGAAUGAAGCCAUCAGAUGGAGCUCCAAGGAGAACCUGCUCGGAGCCACUGAGAGCGAUCCCAAUCUCUUUGUUGCACUUUACGAUUUUGUAGCGAGCGGUGACAACACGCUCAGCAUCACCAAAGGUGAGAAGUUGCGAGUCCUGGGUUACAACCAGAAUGGUGAAUGGAGUGAGGUACGCUCGAAGAACGGGCAGGGCUGGGUACCAAGCAACUACAUCACACCAGUGAACAGCCUGGAAAAGCACUCGUGGUACCAUGGGCCGGUGUCACGCAGCGCAGCAGAGUAUCUGCUGAGCAGUCUCAUCAAUGGCAGCUUCCUGGUUCGUGAGAGCGAGAGCAGCCCAGGGCAGCUGUCCAUCUCGCUCAGGUACGAAGGACGUGUUUACCACUACAGGAUCAAUACCACCUCAGAUGGAAAGGUAUAUGUGACCGCAGAAAGCCGUUUCAGCACACUAGCAGAGCUAGUACACCAUCACUCAACAGUAGCAGAUGGACUGGUGACAACUUUGCAUUACCCAGCACCCAAGUGCAAUAAGCCCACUGUCUAUGGAGUGUCCCCCAUCCAUGACAAGUGGGAGAUGGAGCGGACUGACAUCACCAUGAAGCACAAACUUGGGGGAGGGCAGUAUGGCGAGGUGUACGUUGGUGUCUGGAAGAAAUACAACCUCACAGUUGCUGUGAAGACAUUAAAGGAAGAUACCAUGGAGGUGGAAGAGUUCUUGAAAGAAGCUGCUGUGAUGAAGGAGAUCAAGCACCCAAAUCUAGUGCAGUUGUUAGGUGUGUGUACCCUGGAGCCACCCUUUUACAUCGUGACAGAAUACAUGCCGUUUGGGAAUCUGCUAGACUAUCUGCGGGAGUGCAACCGAGAGGAAGUGAGUGCUGUUGUGCUGCUCUACAUGGCCACUCAGAUAUCCUCUGCUAUGGAAUACCUGGAGAAGAAGAACUUCAUUCACAGGGACCUGGCAGCACGGAACUGCUUAGUUGGGGAAAAUCACGUGGUGAAGGUGGCUGACUUUGGCUUAAGUCGACUUAUGACUGGAGAUACCUACACAGCUCAUGCUGGAGCCAAGUUCCCAAUCAAAUGGACGGCUCCUGAGAGCCUGGCCUAUAAUACCUUUUCAAUCAAAUCAGAUGUGUGGGCAUUUGGGGUGCUGUUAUGGGAAAUUGCUACCUAUGGGAUGUCACCAUACCCAGGCAUUGACCUCUCUCAGGUGUAUGAUCUGCUGGAAAAGGGCUAUCGGAUGGAACAGCCAGAGGGGUGCCCUCCAAAGGUUUAUGAACUGAUGAGGGCAUGCUGGAAGUGGAACCCACCAGACCGACCUUCCUUUGCUGAGACCCAUCAGGCUUUUGAAACCAUGUUCCAUGACUCAAGCAUCUCAGAGGAGGUAGCAGAGGAGCUUGGAAGAACAGCCUCCUCCUCAUCCAUAGUUCCUUACUUGCCCCGGUUACCCAUGCUUCCCUCCAAGACUAGAACACUGAAGAAACAGGCAGAGAACAAGGAGAACAUUGAAGGAACACAAGAUACUGUGGAACACUCAGCCUCCAGCUCAGCACCAGGUUUUAUCAGAAGCACACAGCCAACAAGUGGGUCUCCAGCACUGCCUCGCAAGCAGAGGGACAAGUCUCCCAGCAGCCUAUUGGAGGAUGCCAAAGAGACCACUUUCACCAGGGACAGAAAAGGUGGCUUCUUCAGCUCCUUUAUGAAGAAGAGGAACGCUCCCACACCUCCCAAGCGCAGCAGCUCCUUCCGGGAGAUGGAGAACCAGCCCCAUAAGAAAUACGAGCUCACGGGUAACUUCUCAUCUGUUGCUUCCUUGCAGCAUGUGGAUGGGUUCUCUUUUGCUCCCACACAGCAGGAUGCAAGCCUGGCAUCACCAAAGUGCUACGGUGGGGGCAUUGUGCAGAGGACCUUCUACAACGAUGAUGGCACUGGUACCAGCGGUGGUGGGGGUGUGAGCACCGGCGGUGGGUGGUCGGGCAUCACUGGUUUCUUUACUCCGCGCUUGAUUAAAAAGACACUGGGUUUACGAGCAGGAAAACCCGCUGGCAAUGAAGAAGCUUCAAAGCCUUUUCCAAGGUCAAACUCUACAUCUUCCAUGUCCUCAGGGCUUCCAGAGCAGGAUAGGAUGGCAAUGACCCUUCCCAGAAAUUCCCAGAGGUCAAAAAUCCAGCUGGAACGGACAGUGUCCACCUCCUCUCAGCCUGAUGAGAGCACAGGGAAGGCCAGUGACCUGCUUGCCAAAAGGUUUGAAGAAGGCCCUGCUUUGACCAGAGAGAGACCAAAAGCAAAACUCUUGCCAAGGGGUGCCACAGCACUCCCUUUCCGAACGCCCUCUGGCUCAGAAGAGAAGGAGGGUCCAGGGCUAGUAGCAGCUCCUAAGGGCAAAGAAAAAAACAGUGGCCCACGGCAAGGGGCCCUCGAGGAUGGUGAGAGACAGGGGUGGUCAUCUCCAGUAAAGGCUGCAGCAAUACUUCCAACCACUCAUAACCACAAAGUGCCAGUCCUAAUCUCACCCACUCUCAAACACACUCCAGCAGACGUGCAGCUCAUUGGCACAGACUCUCAGGGUAAUAAAUUUAAGCUCUUAUCUGAGCAUCAGGUCACUUCUUCCGGCGACAGGGACCGGCCCAGACGGGUAAAACCAAAGUGUGCUCCACCUCCACCACCAGUGAUGAGACUCCUCCAACAGCCUGCUGCCUGCUCAGAUGCAGCAGAAGAGCUGAGCAACACGGCGGGAGCACAGCACGGACUGGAAUCGAGCGAAGGGAGUAAGAAGGCAGCAGCAGCAGCAGCACCUGUUGGUGGAAAAUCUGGGAGGCCUGUGAUGCCUCCACCUCAAGUGCCUCUGUCAUCGUCUUCCACAUCCCCGGUGAAAAUGGCCAACGGCACGGCAGGCACAAAAGUAGCUCUGAGAAAGACCAAACAGGCAGCUGAGAAGAUCUCUGCAGACAAAAUCAGCAAGGAGGCUCUGCUGGAGUGCGCAGAUCUUCUCUCCAGCGCCAUCGCCGAGCCCACACCAAACAGCCAGCUGGUGGACACAGGGCACCAGCUGCUGGAUUACUGCUCAGGCUACGUGGACUGCAUCCCGCAUACACGCAACAAAUUUGCUUUCCGGGAAGCCGUGAGCAAACUGGAACUCAGCCUGCAGGAGCUGCAGGUGUCCUCAACAGCUGCUAGCAUCCCUGGGGCAAACCCCGUCCUUAAUAACUUAUUGUCCUGUGUCCAAGAAAUCAGUGACGUGGUGCAAAGGUAG